This is a messenger RNA of Emiliania huxleyi CCMP1516, 342 nucleotides long. RefSeq lists its product as hypothetical. The record is from RefSeq and is a predicted model, not a curated record. Gene Ontology annotation, molecular function: ATP-dependent activity, acting on DNA; DNA binding. Lineage: Eukaryota; Haptophyta; Isochrysidales; Noelaerhabdaceae. The transcript has a single exon. The annotation marks the transcript as partial. Gene Ontology annotation, cellular component: nucleus.
AUGACGCUCGACGUGCUUGAGCUCGUGUUGGGCCAGGUCGGCAUCGAGUACCGCCGCUUCGACGGCUCGACCAGCGCCGCCGACCGGCAAGUCAUCAUCGACGAGUUCAGCCGCGACGGGACAGUGACGGCGCUACUCGUCACGACGCGCGCGGGUGGACUCGGCAUCAACCUCACGUCGGCCGACACGGUGAUUUUGCACGAUUCGGACUUCAAUCCGGCCGCCGACAAGCAGGCAAUGGACCGGUGCCAUCGGAUGGGGCAGACGCGGCCGGUGCGCGUGAUUCGGCUGGCGUCGGAGAGCACGGUGGACGAGCGGAUCAUCGCACUCGCGGCGGACAAA